Fusarium fujikuroi IMI 58289 is the source of this 3549-nucleotide messenger RNA. RefSeq lists its product as uncharacterized. Gene Ontology annotation, molecular function: protein binding. Lineage: Eukaryota; Fungi; Ascomycota; Sordariomycetes; Hypocreales; Nectriaceae. The coding region runs from base 1 to 3549 and encodes 1182 amino acids. The transcript has a single exon. The record is from RefSeq and is a predicted model, not a curated record.
AUGACUCCAACGAUCACCCGCAGCUGUCGGCCUGCGCAAACAAUGCCCAAAAUGACAAUCUCUACUGCUCUCCUCCUCUGCGCGAGCACACUUCUUCUCGCCUCCCCCGCCGCCGCGCAAAAUUUCCCAUACGUGCCCACAGAGAUUCUCAUGCCCGACCUAACAUGCGUUGACGGCAGUGUUCCAUGCAGUGCUUCGAACCUAGCAUACAUCUUCCGACAAACAGCCUCAGGCAAUGUUGAAUUUCGAUCCCUCGACUUUUCCAAGAGCAUCGAUGCGGACGAGGACAGCCUUGAGCGCGCAAGCAAUGAUACUGUCUUACCAUUUCUCGAUGGUAGUUCCAAGAGCACUGCCUUCGGUGCUGCGAGAACAGCGAACGGCUCUGUCCUCCUUUAUGCAGGUGACUGCGAAUCUGGUAGCGGCGAUGUUUGGAGUUUCGACUAUAGCAACGAUCAAGGGGGGUGGUCUCGUCGGGGUCUCAAGAACGACGGAGACACCCGUCGCGCACCGUAUUUCCUUGGAGGCACUGUUGCCUUUUCCUCCAGCCUCGCUCCUGAUAUGGACCAGCCAACUCUUUAUACUUAUGGAGGAAUGUGCGAGACACCCGAGUCUGGAAGUGAUGCGACGAACUGGCAGAGCAAUGCCAACUACACCAAAUCGAUGCUGAGACUCGCACCCCAUGAUAGCGAUGCUUUUACCUCGUAUGAGAUGAGCGUCGCUUCCAGUGGUGGACCAAAAAUACCCAUUGCAGGCUUUACUCUAACUGGUCUCACGCCCUCAAUGACCAAUAAAUCUGGCAUUGUGACGCAGCAGAUGAGUUAUGUACUUCUUGGUGGACAUACCAAGACAGCCUUUAUCAACAUGAGCACCGUCGCUGUGUGGAAUCUUCCCGCCGAGUCAUGGAGUUAUGUCAACAUUCAAGCUCCAGAUGUUGGUACGCCAAAGUCAGAUCUUGCUGUGAAGGAUACGAGCUCUCAGAAUCGCCGCAGGAGCACAACCACUGCGAAUAAUGUCUACAGUCGUUCUGGGCAUACUGCGACGCUCAGCGAGGAUGGAAGCUCUAUCAUCGUUAUAGGAGGAUGGGUUGGCGAUGUUAAUACCCCUGCUGAGCCGCAACUUGCGAUUCUCGAGAUGAGUGAGAUCUACAGCGGGUGGCAGUGGAAGAUCCCUGAUCAACAACCUGAUUUCAACGGAAUCUACGGCCAUGGCGCUGCAGUGUUGCCAGGAAAUAUGCUCAUGGUCUACGGCGGCUGGGAGUCUUCGGGCUCUUCCUCUCGGAAAGUCAAGCGUCAAGCCUCGUCUGGAACACUUCGCUUCUACAAUAUCACGUCAGGUUCAUGGGGAUCACAAUAUACAAACCCCGCCUCUAGCUCAUCGGAUGAUGAUAACGACGCGCCCAAGGAUGAUAACAAAGGAUCAAACUCGAAGCGCCUUGGCCUCGGUCUCGGCCUAGGCUUUGGUAUUGCUGCCCUGAUCGGCAUCAUCAUUGGUGCUCUGUGUUGGUACAAGAGACGGAGGCGACAUAUCAGCAAGCGAGAAGAAGCUGUCAGGGCGCUUUCUCAAGAUCCCAACUACUAUAACAACGAAUACCCCGAGAUGGUGGAAAAUGAUCCUUGGGGGCUCGAUAGUGCCCCUUGGUAUGGUACUGGCGAGCGAUCUCUAGGCUACGAGUCUAUGAGAGGCGCUCGAAGUGGUCAUCCUGGACUUCACAUCCCACACAAAUCUAUGGCAAGGCCGUCACGAGGAGGAUAUAUACCUACGGGACCACGGCCUACAAGUUUCCCGGGUCCAAUUCAUCCGAUUUAUGAGGACGAUGAAGAGGAACCCUAUCACAACCGAGGCCUUUAUGAUCACGUCCCGACUCCUACAUCAGAGGUUCCUUCAGAUCCUUUCCAGACUCCAGUCGCAGGCGUGGGUCCGAAUAAUAUUCCUCACCCCAUUUGCCUGACUCCUGGAGGUGGUAACAGAGCCUCGGCAACACCGAGCCCUGAGAGCCCGCGACAUGAUCCAGAGGUUCAAGAUUGGGUCACUGAAGUUGAUGCUGCGGAAGGACUACUUGCACGCAUGAAUAGUCGACGAAGCCAGAACCAAGGAAGCGUGGGUCACAGUCAGGGUCGUUCUUCACCAACGCGGCAUAACUCGACCCGUUCAGCUGCUCUACGAGAUGAUGAAUCGCGAAGCGGAUCUAACUUGUCCGAGUCAGCACGGAGCGCAGCGGAAAGCAUCAAGGCUAAAGCACGUCAACUCAACCCUCUCGCCCCAGCGUUCCUAGCCGCUGGUGCCGAGCACCCUAAGCCAGGCAGUUCGUCGUCUAGUAGUUACAACACAGCCCGCUCGUCAUUUGGUGUUCUUCAAGCAGAGGGUCCUUCGUUACUUAUGGGAGAUCGAGCUCCUCGCUACGAUGAUGAUGAUCCCUCGUCGCCGUCCAAGUCAAAGCCACGUAGGGGAUGGCUGGGCUCUCUUCGGCGAGUGUUCUCAGGGGCUAGUACCCCAACAUCAUCCCGCGAAGAUAUGUCUGGCAUACGCCGUUCGUUUGAUCAAGAGCCCGUGACUGGUGAUUACGAGCCCGGCCUGGUUGGUCUACGCGGUGAGCUUCUGAGAAGGAAGAAAGGUCGACAGGACUGGGAAGGUGUUGAAGGCGAUUCGCAUGGUGCUAUGAUGUCUGGCGGAGCCGGACUUGAGCCUGGAGCUGAGUCUGACUGGGAUAUUGAGAAGGCUGUUGAGCAGCGAUUGGUGCAGGUCAUGUUCACUGUCCCUCGGGAACGUUUAAGAGUUGUUAAUGGCAACGAGGAGGGCAGCGAUCGAGAGGACGAGGUGCCGAUGGAGCCACACAAGGCUGAGUUUGUUGACCCAGACAACGAGAGCCAGACAUCAGGAGGUGUCAGUAUUCGUGAGAAGCGGGAUGAACGUGGAUUUGGACAUGCUGGCAUUCGACCAGUGGCGGAGCCAAAGAGGGACGACGAGAUUAACGAAAAGCAACCGCUUGUUCAGGAUGAUCAAGAACAGCUAGAUAAGAGGCGUCGUCUUGAGGAAGAGGGACAGCGGCUGAUGGAUGAGAAGCGUGCCGAGGAACAACGUCUUGCAGAAGAGAAAUCUCGACAAGCACAACAGAAGGACAAGGAGUCUGAGAAGAGAGAGCUACCACAACCUACAUCACAAGAACAACAGCAACCCCCUCCAGAAACACUACAACAAGCGAAACCCCCUCAUCUUCAGCCACCUCAACCUCUCUUCCAGCGCAGCUCCCGGGAUUCUUCACCGUCGUCAUCGCGUUCUCCUUCUCCUCUACCAUCUCCUGGCCACCCCUCUCACUCAAGACGACACACGCGAGGCAACUCAAACAACUCUAUCGGCGGCUUCCUCCACCCAGAUCUGGCUCCACUAGAGCCACGCUUCUCGCACGAAACAGACCGUUCCUCGGGUGUACUUCUCGAAGCUCAAGCAGUUCCCCUCACACGAGAACGAGCUCGAACACGCGUCUUGGCUAUGGUCGAUAGUUUCGAGAGUCUAAGUCGCGAGAACAGCCCUAGUCCCACACGGUUCCAAUAG